UGCGCUGCGGUUCCUACUUCAAUCUGGUGGUUUUUCGCUCAUCUUCUUUGUCCCUUUGUUUGCGUUGUCUCACCGUUUCAUUUUAGUUUAUACUUAUAAAUUCAAUGCCCUUUCUCUCUCCAUUUCCCAAUCCCUACCUUGCUUUGCCGUUCUUGGUUACUCCGCCUCCCCACUCUUUCAAGCUUCUUCGUUUUAGCAAUCCUCUUAAAUACCCAUUCACUAAUCUCUCACCAAACAUCUCGCUUUCAUUGUUAGAUACUUAGAUCCGUUUGUUUGUUUCACUCUGACUAUGCAGUGCUGUAUCAUAGCAAGGCUGAAAACCCAACCUUUAUGGUUCGGUGUUCUUUUCGUCUUGGGUUUGCUCACCUUCUUGAAAGUUUUCCUAGCUUUUCUCAGGUGGGUCUAUGUCAUUUUUCUCAGACCCCCCAAAAAUCUUAAGAAAUACGGAUCUUGGGCGCUUGUUACUGGACCCACUGAUGGUAUUGGCAAGGGUUAUGCUUUUCAGCUGGCUCGUGCCGGGCUUAAUCUGGUUUUGGUGGGUCGGAAUCCGGACAAGCUGAAGGAUGUUUCCGAUUCGAUUCUAGCUAAGUACGGGAAAACCCAGAUUAAGACGGUGGUCGUUGAUUUUGCUGGUGAUCUGUCCGAGGGUAUGCUCAAGAUUCGUGAAGCUAUUGAAGGGUUGGAUGUUGGUGUCUUGAUUAAUAACGUGGGAGUCUCAUAUCCUUACGCGAGAUACUUCCAUGAAGUGGAUGAGGAGCUUCUGAAGAAUUUGAUUAAAGUGAAUGUGGAAGGAACUACCAAGGUUACACACACUGUUCUUCCUGGCAUGCUCCAGAGAAAGAAAGGAGCAAUCGUGAAUAUUGGUUCUGGAGCAGCAAUUGUGAUUCCUUCAGAUCCUCUUUAUGCUGUGUAUGCUGCCACAAAAGCGUACAUAGAUCAAUUCUCGAGAUGUCUCUAUGUUGAAUACAAGAAUAGUGGGAUCGAUGUCCAGUGUCAGGUCCCAUUGUAUGUGGCAACAAAGAUGGCAUCAAUAAAGAGAUCUUCAUUUUUCGUGCCAUCAACCGAUGGUUAUGCAAAAGCUGGCAUGCGAUGGAUAGGGUAUGAGCCUCGGUGCACACCUUACUGGCCCCAUUCCAUUCUGUGGGCAUUGGCUCACGGGUUGCCCGAGUCUCUGGUCGAUUCUUGGCGUCUCUGGUUCUGCAUUCGCAUUCGCGAUAGGGGGCAAAAGAAGGACUCGAGGAAGAAUGAAUAAUAAGCUAUAAGAGGAACAAUCUUUUCAGAUUUCAAAGUGUCUGAUGUAUCACUGACUUAAUCUUUGUUGUUAUUAAUCUGUUCUUGGAUCAAUAGCUUGGUCUAUUCAUAUUUCUUUUUUGCUCUGCUAUCUUGAGUAUCUAUCUUUUUGUUGUUGUAAUGUUGAGGACUUAAUGUAAUUCUCAUUUGUUAUAGAAAAAUACUGUGGUUUCAAA
This is a messenger RNA of Prosopis cineraria, 1466 nucleotides long. RefSeq names its product very-long-chain 3-oxoacyl-CoA reductase 1-like. The transcript is spliced from 3 exons. The record is from RefSeq and is a predicted model, not a curated record. Lineage: Eukaryota; Viridiplantae; Streptophyta; Magnoliopsida; Fabales; Fabaceae. Gene Ontology annotation, cellular component: endoplasmic reticulum. Gene Ontology annotation, molecular function: ketoreductase activity. Bases 290 to 1252 code for a protein of 320 amino acids.